GGGGGAUCUAAUGAUGUUUAUGGAUUAAAAUAUGAGAAAUGGUUUGAGAUAAAUGAGAAUACUAAUGGGUAUUUAUCAUUUAUUAAUUUAAUUAGAAGAAAUUUUUAGUUCAUACUUGCUGGAGAAUAGAGGGAUGGAAUUAAAUAAGGAAGAUGAAAUAUUUAAUAUAAAGAAACAGAUUGAUACUUUUAUAAAAGAAUGUAAUAUCAAUCUUUAAAUAAAGAAGCGGAGGAGAAUACAAUGAAAAUGGAUAUAAGGAUGGUGAUUGAAUUGAAUUGCAUUCGAAAUAAGAGUAAAUCAUUUAUAAAAUAUUUUAAGAGAUGAAAUUAUUACCCAUUCUUGCAAAUAUCUCUUGGGAAAAUACAUAGGAGGAUUCAUGGAUUUUUUUGGCUUAUAUGAGAAUGAAUUUAUUAUAAAAAUUUCAUCACAAUCUAAUUUAUAAUAUAUCAUCAGAUUCACAAUUUACUAAAAUAUAAUAAUAUGACUUUGUAUUUAGUAUUGAAAAUUAACUUUGA
This is a messenger RNA of Paramecium octaurelia, 515 nucleotides long. NCBI's taxonomy places the organism in Eukaryota, Ciliophora, Oligohymenophorea, Peniculida, Parameciidae. The record is from the annotation of a GenBank genome assembly.